Molecule: messenger RNA, 3616 nt
Organism: Silurus meridionalis
Lineage: Eukaryota; Metazoa; Chordata; Actinopteri; Siluriformes; Siluridae
Gene: nf2a
Product: NF2, moesin-ezrin-radixin like (MERLIN) tumor suppressor a
Exons: 17
Coding region: 659-2434 (591 amino acids)
Biological process (GO): regulation of gliogenesis; positive regulation of early endosome to late endosome transport; regulation of cell shape
Cellular component (GO): cytoskeleton; apical part of cell; filopodium
Molecular function (GO): actin binding; cell adhesion molecule binding
Source: RefSeq, a predicted model, not a curated record
AACGCAACCAGGCGGCUGCUGGCUCGUAUAUGGCAUGAGGAAAUGAAGCUACUGGCGAUUAUUAUGGUCUCAGAUCAUUCUGAUGUUUCUGGCGGUGGAUCAUGUUAGGCUAAAUCGACUUGUUUGUUUUCGUAUAUUGGAUCAUAUUUGGUGGAGAGUGGCCUUUAUUUAUAAAUGAUGUACUUGUAUUAGUAGUGAAUGGUGCUAGCAACAAGUGCAGCCAGAUCCAUUAGAAGAGCAGUAGAACUCAGACGGAGCAGUUCUUGUUGGUAAACAAAUUAUUUAUUAUAGUAAAAGCUGAAUUGAAGAAGUGUGUGUGUGUGUGUGUGUGUGUGUGUGUGUGUGUGUGUGUGUUGUUGCAUCGAUAGUAGGGCUCCAUGUAUCAUUGGGUCACUUGCUUCAUUGGGAGACUUUCAAAUGUCUCCUGCAAAUGAUGUAGUUUGAAACAAUGUUUUCAAGAAAUUCAGGAGAAAAAAAAAUGUCAACAAUAACACGUGGUUAAUAAGAACUCAAUCAGAAUAGGUGCAAGGAAGCAAUCAGCUGAGAGAAGAUGAUUGAGAAUCAUCUCCAUUAGUUUGUUAAGAAUAAUAAUUAAAAAGUGUGUUAUUGACAGUAAGUAGGCAUCGAUAGUAGAUCAUCAUUAUUCCCUCCAUUGAACAUGGCAAGUAUACUUGGAUUAAAAAUGAGUCUCAGUUCCUUGAGAAGGAAACAACCCAAGACCUUCAGCGUAAGGAUCGUGACGACUGAUGCAGACCUGGAGUUCAGCUGUGAGGUGAAGUGGAAAGGUAAGGACCUGUUUGAGCUGGCAUGCAGGACAUUAGCACUCCGGGAAACCUGGUUCUUUGGCCUCCAGUACAUGGUCAAAGACACAGUGGCGUGGCUGAAGAUGGAUAAGAAGGUUUUAGACCAGGAUGUUCCUAAAGAGGACCCUAUUGUGCUGAACUUCCUGGCGAAGUUUUACCCAGAAAACGUAGAAGAGGAGCUUGUCCAGGACAUCACGCAACACCUUUUCUUUCUGCAGGUGAAGAAGAAGAUUCUGGAAGAGGAGGUGUACUGCCCUCCUGAAGCUUCAGUGCUGCUUGCAUCAUAUGCCGUCCAAGCAAAGUACGGAGAUUACGACCAACACGUCCACACACCAGGCUUCCUGGCGCAGGAAGAGCUUCUACCAAAGAGGGUGAUUAAUCUCUACCAGAUGACUGCAGAAAUGUGGGAGGAGAGAAUUACACUCUGCUACGCCGAGCACCGAGGCAGGACCAGAGAAGAAGCCGAGAUGGAGUAUUUAAAAAUAGCCCAGGAUUUGGAGAUGUACGGGAUCAAUUACUUUUUAAUUCGGAAUAAAAAGGGAACAGAUCUGCUGCUCGGAGUCGAUGCGUUGGGGCUGCACAUUUACGAACCGGAAAACAAACUCACCCCGAAAAUCUCUUUUCCUUGGAAUGAAAUCCGUAACAUCUCCUACAGCGACAAAGAGUUUGCAAUUAAGCCUCUGGAUAAGAAAGCGGACGUGUUCAAAUUCAACUCCUCCAGACUCCGGGUCAACAAGCUGAUCCUGCAGCUGUGCAUCGGGAAUCAUGACCUGUUCAUGAGGAGACGCAGGGUGGACUCACUGGAGGUGCAGCAGAUGAAGUCUCAGGCCAGAGAGGAGAAAGCUCGCAAACAGAUGGAGAGACAGAGGUUGGAGAGAGAGAAACACUUGCGUGAGGAAGCUGAGAGAGCGCGUGAUGAGUUGGAGAGACGAUUCCUGCAUCUACAGGAUGAAGCGUUUAUGGCCAAUGAAGCUCUGAUGCGCUCUGAGGAGACGGCGGAUCUGUUAGCGGAGAAGGCUCAGAUCGCCGAGGAAGAGGCGAAGCUGCUGGCUCAGAAGGCAGCCGAGGCAGAGCAGGAGAUCCAGCGGAUUAAAAUGACGGCGAUCCGCAGCGAGGAGGAGAAGAGGCUGCUCGAGCAGAAGAUGCUGGAAACGAAGAUGCUCGCGCUCAAAAUGGCUGAAGAAUCCGAGAGGAGAGCCAAAGAAGCUGAUCAGCUGAAGCAGGACCUGCAGGAGGCCAAAGAGUCUGAGCGCAGAGCCAAAUAUAAACUGCUGGAGAUCACUAGCAAAUCGCCUUACUCGGCUACGGCUCUCUCGGCCAAUGCUCUCCCUCGUGACCUCAGCUUCAGCACAGAGAACCUGAGCUUCGACUUCAAAGACACCGAUAUGAAACGCCUCUCUAUGGAGAUCGAGAAGGAAAAGGUGGAGUACAUGGAGAAGAGCAAACACCUGCAGGAGCAGCUGAACGAGCUGAAGACUGAGAUUGAGUCGUUGAAGCUGAAGGAGCGAGAGACUCAUCUGGACAUCCUCCAUAACGAGAACACGGAACGAGGCACCAGCAAGCAGAGCAACUUCAAAAAGUUGACACUACAGAGCGCCAAGUCAAGAGUGGCCUUCUUCGACGAACUAUAGCCGACCAAAGUGUGCGUGUGUGUGCUCAUGUUAACUUUUUGUCUAUGCAUUGUUUUUUUUCUAGUUUGUGUUACUGAUUAUUUUGUGUUUGUGUGUGUGGUUUUAGUAUUAACUUGUUUUUUUGGUUUUGUGUAUUGAAGGUGUUUUUUUUCUGUGUUUUUGUUUUUUUGCCACUUGCAACAAGUGUUGUUUUUUUCCCCUCGGGAUUCGAAAUUACUUUGUGUGCAUGAGUGAGCGUGUGUAAGAGAGACGUCUGUGUGUACAGUAUGUCUCUGUCUGUGUGUGUCUGUGUGUCUUUGUAUGUGCGUGUCUAUUUGUGUGCGUCUUGCCGUGUCUUUGCGUUUCUCUUUCUGUGUGUCUCCAUGUUUCUACGUGUGUGUGUGUGUGUGUGUGUGUGUGUGUGUGUGUGUGUGAGUGAUGUGAGUCGUGUCUUUUACACUAAGUCGUAAGUAAACACUAGCGCACACACACACACACACACACACUUUUUAUACACACCAUGUAUCUCCAUUCCAACAUUUUAAACCAGUAAUCAGGAACAAACGAGAACUGGAUGCUGCUUCCACACACUGCUCUCUGACACCAGCAAUCCUGAGGGAAAAGUUUCCUCAGACUUUCUCUUCAGACUCAUGAAAGAUGACAUGCUGCAUUUGUUUGUUUUUUUUCUUCUCCUUUUUUCGAAUCUGGGGUAAAAGCUUUGGGUUCGCAUUACUGCUGAGACUUCAGAAUGAACACUAUUUAUACUUUUCUCAAAAGCCGAUAUUUUUUCAUAUAUAUAUAUAUAUAUAUAUAUAUAUAUAUAUAUAUAUAUAAUAGCUUAUAUCAAAGUAUUUCUUAAAUGUAUUUCCUCAAGUUUUCUUUUUUUCCCUAUUUUCUUCAAUGUUUUAUUAUUCUGUGGUUGCACUGCACUACUCUGCGGCUUCAUAACACACUUAUACCUACUACGUAAAUAUUUCACCCUGCGAUAAUAACUUUCAAAUAUUAUAUAUAUAUUUUUUGUUGUUUUUUAAACUAAUACCACACGAAUGGAGCAUUGCUCCGUCUUCUACAAAGUAUCCACUCUAUUACUAUUUGUUUAGAUGACAUAGAGGCUUUAUAACAGGGAGCAACACUGGUUACAGCUCUCAUUCGUUCAUUUGAAAUGUAAUGUUCUUUAUUAAAUGAAGAAAAUAACUGAUUUAG